AUGUUCCUGAGUGGCCAACCCCCGCUGGCCCCUGGCCCCUGCACCUCAGCACAAAAGACGCAGAAAAUAGGUCAGCAUCACCGGCACAAAUCUUCUAUGGAGAGGCUCUGCCCAAAAACUUAUGAACUAACUAAAGAAAUCCAGUCAUCACAGACAGCUUUGGUAGUGCCAGGCCAUGGGACAGGGGAUGAGUCCGGCACUUCCCUGGGAGAGGAGGAAGAGGGAGGAAUUCCAAUUCCUGCUCCUGGGCUCCUGCAGGUCACAGAGAGAAGGCAACCUCUGAGCAGUGUCUCCUCACUGGAGGUCCAUUUUGAUCUUUUGGACCUUACGGAGCUGACAGAUAUGUCUGACCAAGAACUGGCUGAAGUCUUUGCAGACUCAGAUGAUGAGAAUGCUACAAAUGAGUCUCCAGCAGGUUUGCACACACACCCGCUCCCUCGAGCUGGGUAUCUGCGUUCCCCUUCCUGGACCAGGACCAAAGCUGAACAAAACAGAGAAAAAAAGCACCUCAGUGACUCUGAGCUGCAGGCUGGGAUCGUGGACACUUUUCUCACUAUAGAGAGGCCGAAGGAAGACUAG
Molecule: messenger RNA, 579 nt
Organism: Gracilinanus agilis (Agile Gracile Mouse Opossum)
Lineage: Eukaryota; Metazoa; Chordata; Mammalia; Didelphimorphia; Didelphidae
Gene: DBNDD1
Product: dysbindin domain containing 1
Exons: 5
Coding region: 1-579 (192 amino acids)
Biological process (GO): negative regulation of protein kinase activity
Cellular component (GO): cytoplasm
Source: RefSeq, a predicted model, not a curated record